Molecule: messenger RNA, 3955 nt
Organism: Morone saxatilis (striped sea-bass)
Lineage: Eukaryota; Metazoa; Chordata; Actinopteri; Moronidae
Gene: itpk1b
Product: inositol-tetrakisphosphate 1-kinase b
Exons: 11
Coding region: 270-1490 (406 amino acids)
Biological process (GO): inositol trisphosphate metabolic process
Cellular component (GO): cytoplasm
Molecular function (GO): inositol-1,3,4-trisphosphate 5-kinase activity; inositol-3,4,5,6-tetrakisphosphate 1-kinase activity; magnesium ion binding
Source: RefSeq, a predicted model, not a curated record
UCCUGGGUGUGUGCAGUCAGUUCAACCUAGAGACUGAGACAGAAAACACCAGGCAGGAACAUCUCAGCGUGAGUCCAGCGGUGCCUGUCACCUGUCACCUUGUUUGAAAACUUCUUCUCCACCCUGACGGACCGAGAAUGGGAAACUACCCGAGCUAGUUUCUGAAGAGGACACACAUUCAGGGGGGGGGAAACUGUGCUAAAAAUUGCCAGGUUGAGCCUUCGGACGCGCCAUUUACCUCCCAGAGCAGGAACAGGAGCCCGGCGGAGAUGCAGACCUUCCUGAAAGGCCGGAGAGUCGGCUACUGGCUCAGCGAGAAGAAGAUGAAGAAGCUGAAUUUCCAGGCCUUUGCUGAUUUGUGCAGGAAAAGAGGAAUAGAAGUUGUUCAGCUGGACCUCAGCCAGCCUCUGGAGGAGCAGGGUCCACUGGACGUGAUCAUCCACAAACUGACUGACCUCAUCCUGGAGGCUGACCAGAAUGAUUCACAGGCUGUGCUGCUGGUGCAAAGAGUACAGGACUACAUUGAUGCCCACCCUGAGACCAUCGUUCUGGACCCCCUUCCGGCCAUCCGAACUCUGCUGGACCGCUGCAAGUCCUACCAGCUCAUCCACAGGAUAGAGAGCUGUAUGCAAGAUGAGAGGAUUUGCUCUCCUCCAUUCAUGGUCCUGAACACAGACUGUAGUCCAGAUGUGCUGGAGCAGAUCAAGAGGCAAGGACUUACAUUCCCCUUCAUUUGCAAAACACGGGUGGCUCAUGGAACCAACUCCCACGAGAUGGCCAUUAUCUUCAGCGAAGAGGACCUGAAUGACGUGAAGCCUCCUUGUGUGAUCCAGAGCUUCAUCAACCACAACGCAGUGCUCUACAAGGUGUUUGUGGUGGGAGACUCCUACACUGUGGUGGAGAGACCUUCACUGAAGAACUUCCCUGCUGGACCGGCAGACAGGAAAGCAAUUUUCUUCAACAGCCACAAUGUUUCCAAACCAGAGUCUUCCUCAGAUUUGACCACGAGAGAGAACGUAGAGGGCGUGUCUCAGCCACCCAAUGACGAUGUCAUCAGAGAGUUGUCCAGGUCAUUGCGGGAGGCGCUGGGCGUGUCCCUGUUUGGCAUCGACGUCAUCAUCAACAACCAAACAGGCCAACAUGCUGUCAUUGACAUCAAUGCAUUCCCUGGUUAUGAAGGCGUCCCGGAGUUUUUCAAUGACCUCCUGAACCACAUCACCAGCGUGCUCCAGAGCCACAACCCAGACUUCGCCCCUGCCAGCGAGCAGCCCAAAGGCCUGCCAGUGAGCACCACGGUACCCAACGCCGCCCCACCGGCCCCCGGCUGCUGCAGCAUGCUGGGAAAAGAGGCCAGCGGCAGCCCCUGGAUCGUCGAGGGUGACGGAGGGCUGAAGGGCCCGCGUCAGAGACUGGGCUGCAACUCGGCCAUGUCGCCCAACUUCCAGCAGCACUGUGUCUCCACGAUAGCUACCAAGGCUUCCUCCCAGUGACUGAUCCCCUGCCCCCCACUCCGUUUGAUCCCUGAACAAAAAAACGGAUGACAAUGGUGACAAUAAUAAUGAAUAAUAAUCAUAAUAAUUAUGAUGUUAACGAUGAUAAUAUAUCUAAUCAAAAAACAACCCUUUUCCUAUAUAGUUAUUGAAAAUGAUGAUGAUUGGGUGUAAGCUUUUUUCUCUCUGCCUUUUUGUAUUUUUCGUUUUGUCUAAUGAGACUUAACAGUACUGUAAUGUGAACUUUUGGGAACUUUUGCCUAACAGCUGAUUUCAUUAUUUUCUUGUGUGAGUGCUCUGUAAUGAAAGGGUCCAGGUGAGGUAGCUAAUGGGAAUGGUUGAAUCAGGACUUGAGAAAGACGUGCCACUAGAUGUGCAAUGUAUGAUCUGUUGUAUCUCUCUCACACAGACAGAAAUAAACACAUACACACAUACACAGGUACGUCUACAUUGUGCCGGUGAUGUGUGUUUGUGAAAUUCUGGUCAGUACCACUGACUCCUCUGCACAAAGAGAGGGGUAGAAAAAGGUGGCUGGACAUUUGAACACUACUCCACAGAUCCCGGGGCUGCUAUGUGACUGUGGCCAACCGACUGGCUGAGGACAUAAUGAGUCCGCACAUGAAUGACAAAGUUUUUUGGGUUUCGUUGGCUUGAACAAAAACCGUAACCGAGUGCCAUCAAAUUUACUUCAAGAGUAGGAAGGACCCUGGCAGAGAAAAAAACCCUGUUAUCUUCAUAGGUUAAAAAGAAGAAAGUAGAUCUCCAUGAACAUGUGACCAAGUUUUUUUUUUUUUUUUUAAUGAUUGUUGUUGCACCAAUGUUUAUAGGUGUUUGAGUGGUUUAGUGUAUGUCAGAUGCCAGAUGUUAGGCUUUCAACAAGCAAACCGCGUCCUUGUUUGAGUCCCAGUUAAGAGUCGCUCCAGUGCAGGAAGACUAGGAUCACAUUCCUUUUUGUGUUUGUGGAUGUUUCCAGAGAAUUCCAUCAUUUCUUUUUCAGAAUUCCAGUGGGAUCGUUGUGAGAUUUGUCUCAUCACUUUGUGGGUUUUGCAGUCUCCUUAAACAGACUCUCCACGUGUCUUCAGUGCUUGUAUCUGUAACGUGAGCAAACUACUCUCCUGAGGCCAACUUGACCUAUCAACAGACUUGGGGCUACUAUGUAGCUUGUCACUUUUUAUUGAUUUUAUCAUCAGAAAAUCAAACUUUCCACUAAAAUUAAGGUUAAAAAAAGUGUUUAAAUACCCAAUUUGGGUAUUGAAUAUGUUGAUGCCAUUAAAUGACAACAGAUCUAGUUAAUUAAGGAACUUGUUUGACUUUAUUAGCUCUCAUUUAAUUUCACUCGUGGUUAAUGAAACCUUCAGUCCAGUCAAUUCAUGUGCUUCAAGCUUAAAUUCUCCGACCUGUCUUCUGUUCCAGCUGCUGUAUUUGUCACAUGUUAACAUCAUUUGGAGGGAAGUGGGGGAGAGAAGGUCGAGCUCUUGUUCCCAGUGUUCACUGUGAGAUUUUUUUACUCCAAUUUUGUUAAUAUCUUUGUCCUGAUAUCUACUAAGAGCUACUUUAUUUUAUUGAGAUUUUAUUGGGAAAAUGUUUUAUAUAAAUGAAAUGAAAGCACGAGAUGUUUUUGAACAACAGUGGAAACUUACUAGAGGUAUAGUAAAAAUGCUGGGUCCAGGUGGUGUCAAAGGGACAAAUGAGCUUGUGGUUCAUGCUGUUGUCUCCCUCUAGCAUCUAGUGGGAAGGAGUGCCAACCUGCAGCGCAUACAGAUUAUUGCGUUCCCCUGAGCCUGCUUCUUCCCUUGUCCCAGAGAGCUCCCUCUAGCUGUUUCAUUUCCUCCAUCAGUAUCCGAGGUAACUGUCCCCUCGCUCGCCCUGUGAUCGUAAAUAAUAGUGUCAGCGCAGCCAUCUCACCAGCAUCUCUCUGGGACAAAGGAAUACCAAUGAUAUUCUGAAAAGUGCUUUUCACCAGACACAUCCUGUUGUGAGAAUAUUUCUACAACUCAGUUAAUAUCUUGUUUUCAUUUCCUACAAUUUGAGUGUCAUGAAGCAGUAAAUUCAAAAUAUAAAGGUUUUGCAGCAGGUUCACGGGAACCUUUCACAUCCUUGUACCCCCCUUGAUUCCUCAUCUACAAAUAGGGGCAAAGUUAAGGGUGUGUCCGUUUUAGGUUGAUAUCUGUGUACACCACUAUAUUGUGUGUCCUAUGUUGUGUUCCUUAUCGUGCUUCUAAAUGGGAAAUAAAUGGUUAAUCCUACCCUUGGUCAUUUCUGCAACCCAGACAGCGUCAUCAUGCUCCUGGCUUCCACCUGAAUGUUUACGUCUUGGGUGUCUUGUACAGUACGUGUAUAUAUGCCUAGGCUUACAUGCGUACAGUAUGUUGUUUUGUAUCAGUUCUGUAAUUGAGAGGAAUCCACAAUUUUGUGAUCUUUUUUUAAUUAAAUGGCCAAAACAACAGGGCAAUAAACAUGUAAAA